CUUCGCAUCGAAUUUCAGGAUAACUAUGACCAAUAUUUCUGGAUAUCUGGAGUUUCUAUACCCGUUAAUCAGUGUGGCUUUAUGAGCAGUCGGAGCGCUAAUAUUGGCACUCAAAACUGCAAUAAUCUGCUGCCGUUCGUUUGUGAGCAAGGUGUGAAACCAUAUGAAGAUCCUCCACUUUGGCGAACAGGCGUCAUUGUGACAGCCGCAGUUCUUGGUGCUUUAGUAGCAGUAAUCGUACUGUUGGCGUUGUGUUGGUGUCGAAAGUCGAGAAAACGAGUUGAAGAGGAGAUGAAUCGAAAAGAAUUCAUCCGUACGUCAUUGAGAUUGACGAAGAUGGAGAAACAACGUCGAGAUAACGAAUUGUGGAGUAGAACACAAGUGAGUGGAAUUUAUUCGUUGAGUGAUUUCUUUCAGUUCUCAACGCAAGAUUCACCACAUAGUGAUACUGACGAUGUGAUCUCACGAGCUCACAGAAAUAUGAUCCAAGGCAACAACAACGCUGCUUGGUCACCAACUGAAACUGUGCGAACGUCUUGUUCGAAUUUGAUUGAUCAUUCGCCAGUUCGUCAAUCAUCAAAUUUGAUCAUUCCAACUAACGAUCCGAAAUCGAUGACUCGAACUUCGGCUCAAUUGGUCAACCCAGGCCCUCCAGCACCACCCUCAUCUGGAUCACCUACUUGUAGCGAUCGUAGCACAACUUGUUCAGCGAGCAGUUGCAUUACCUCAACCAGUGGUUUUACACCUAUGAGUGUUCGAUCGUCUACCGUUUCCGAACGUACCAUCCUCGCACGGCCAUUGAUUCCACACGCUUCUGUCACCCAACCACUCAUAUCAGCUGAAGAGUCGAGGAGGCCAAGACCCAUGUCAACCGGUACUUACGUAGACUAUUUCGCGACAGCGGUCCCCCAUCGCCCAGCCCCACCGCCUCCGACUCAACCCCAAACAACGCCAUCGAUUACCGCUGAAACUGUAUUUCCGGUAAAUCCACCACCAUCACAACCACAACCACCACUCACAAACGGCGUUCAUCCCUCACCCAAAACCGAAGCGAUGAUGUUUACGCAACGUCAGACACCAACCUCACAAGCCGCCUACCGAUCCAGAAUGCGUCCAUCUGCAGCGCCGCCUGUUCCACCAGCAGGAUCAUCCGGUGACGCACACUUCAUCAAGAACGCUCAAACGAAUUCUCGUUCACUUGUUGAUCUCGUCAAUCCACACAUGCAACAGCAACAAGAAAUCGGUCCUCGCCGCAAUUCCACUGGUCGUUUCAUGGCACCACUCGAAACUUCCAUGUAG
Molecule: messenger RNA, 1299 nt
Organism: Anisakis simplex (herring worm)
Lineage: Eukaryota; Metazoa; Nematoda; Chromadorea; Rhabditida; Anisakidae
Source: the annotation of a GenBank genome assembly